This is a messenger RNA of Lycium ferocissimum, 1878 nucleotides long. RefSeq lists its product as uncharacterized. Lineage: Eukaryota; Viridiplantae; Streptophyta; Magnoliopsida; Solanales; Solanaceae. The record is from RefSeq and is a predicted model, not a curated record. The transcript has a single exon. Bases 489 to 1709 code for a protein of 406 amino acids.
UUCCCCUUCUUUCUUCUCCUCUUUAAUUUCUUACAUAGAGAUAAAUAAAUCCCUUCUUUCUUCUUCAUUUCUCUCUUUCUUUUUCUUCCUCUCAUUUCCUUUUUUCUCUUUUCUGAAAACCCUAGUACCUAAUACAAGGGCAAUAAAACCACAAAGAUAUCUCAAUCUCAUCACUUCUCAACCUUUUUUACUUGUUUGUGGCUCAGAGACAAAUUGAGAAAAGAAGCAUGGGAAAAAGGAGUAGUAGUACUACCACUAUCAUCAUUCUUUUGUGCAGAUCAUCACAGGUUUGAAACAUAUUGGAGGGUACUUUCUGAUUGUCUUCUUCUUUAAUGGGGGUUUUCCAGUAAGUAAUACAAAAUCUUUUGUGCACUAAAACCAACAAAAUAGAUCUCUCUCUCUCUCUCUCCAUAUCUCUGUCCUUUUGUUCUUUGUUCUUCUUCUUUCCUUUAUUCCUUUUGUUCUUCUUCUCUGUUAAAAGCAAAAUAAUGGAUUCUGGAAACAACAGUGCAAGUCUACAGUCAUCAAGUGGUGGUGGUGCUGGUGGUGAUGAAGAGUACAAUUCACUUGCUUCUGAUUCUUUUAAUUCUUCAACUUUCCACGCACAAAAUUCCUCCAUUUUUGACCCUUUUGCCAACUAUUUCAACCCCAUAUCUCGACCACAACCACCACACAACUACACAACAACUAAUUCACUUUUCAAUACUGAUUGGUCCAAAACCCUAAGAUCUGAGCAAAACAACAGCCCCAUGAUGUUGUUACCAUCAUCUAAUACUCCUAAAUCAUUAUCAUUUGGUGAUGUUUCUUUCCCUUCAGUACCAUCACCACACUGUGGCGUCGCUAACGUGAGUGUUACUACUACUACUACUACUGGAACAGUUGCGCCAUCAUCAGAUCAACCGGUUACGCAAGCGCCACGUAAUCCGAAGAAAAGAUCAAGAGCUUCAAGAAGAGCACCAACAACUGUGUUGACAACUGAUACAACUAAUUUCAGAGCUAUGGUUCAAGAAUUUACUGGGAUACCUGCACCACCUUUUACAUCUUCUUAUUUUGCACCUAGAACAAGCAGAUUUGAUUUAUUUGCUGGUGCUUCUAGUAAUAAUAAUCCUCUUAAUAUUUCACAACCACCUAAUUAUCUAAGAAGACCUUUCCCUCAGAAAAUUCAAGUACCACCACCCUUUCUUUCUCCUAAUUCUUCAACUUCUUCUUCGUCGUCGUCGUCUUCGUCGUUAAUGUUGAGUUGUUUAGCUAACAAUAUUGCUUCUGGUGCUUCAAGCACUACUAGUGCUUCUAAUUCAAACAUUAACUACCAGCCACAACUUCCUAGUGGAGUCGCUAGUUCUGUUACACAAAGUUCUAAUCUUUUUAGUACAAUUCAACAGAACUCAAUCCUCGCAUCACUUCUUCAAUCUUCUCAAAAGUAUCCACUUGGUGUGUCCAAAGAUCAAGAACAAUUCCAAAUGCCAUCAAACAACUCAUCACAGAUAAAGAUUGGAAGUGUUCUUGAAGAGUAUAGUAUGAAUAGUGCUCAACAUGGACAUCUUUUAAGUGGGCUUCCUAAUUUGAUAUCUCCAGAACAAGCAACGUCAUCGAGGAAUGAGAAUAUUGCAGCUUCAACAAAUUUUCAUGGCGAUAAUAAGGUGCAGGAAACAGUUGCAAGCAGAGGUGGUGAAGGUAUGAUGGAAUCAUGGAUUUGUUCUUCAGACUAGGAAAAAAAAAAGGGGGAAAUAAGGUUUAAUAAAUUAUUACUCAAUAGAAAGAUUAUUGAAGUCGUGAUGAUGAUGAUUAUGUGAUCAUAGCAACAAUGAAAAGGAAAAAAUGAGACAUUUAGUAGUGUUUACUUACCAUCAUGUUUUCUUAAUCAUGAUUUUUUUUUUU